Messenger RNA from Colletotrichum acutatum, 751 nucleotides. RefSeq lists its product as uncharacterized. Lineage: Eukaryota; Fungi; Ascomycota; Sordariomycetes; Glomerellales; Glomerellaceae. The coding region runs from base 195 to 485 and encodes 96 amino acids. The transcript has 2 exons. The record is from RefSeq and is a predicted model, not a curated record.
CUCGGCAUCGCCAACACAAUGUCAUGGAGGCAUUCCCGUUGUCGCAUGCAUGCGCCAUGCAAUGCCAUUAUUAGCGCGAUUACGGUGGUACCAGGUAGACAUUCAUGAGCGCACACACAAAAGAAACUUUGGGGACUUUGUUGGAGCUGUUGUGGUAGCACAGGUCUUGCCCCAUUCCACGCCCUCUCUUGACGAUGAUUUCUUUUUUCGCUUCGGUUUCAUUCCUUCUUCCACAGACGUACAUAUUCUGCUUAUUACUAGUACGCGCGCAAAACCAUCCUAUCGACAGGAAUAUGACCAGAUUGAUCAAAGUGCAACACACUAUCCGUAGGCAUUGUCAGCGGCCAUACCAUGCCACACCACACUGUAUGUCGCCGUGUCUGAGAUUCGAGAAUAGACAGACAACACACGGUAGAUCUCGAUGGGCGGGCGGGGAAAUCGUUUUCGAGCAACUCAAUACUGUGUCUUCUUGUCUGCCAUAUUGAUCGCUGGGCCAAACGAAGCAGGAAAAGCAGGCUGUCCUAAGUUCCACGUUACUUUGGCGUUAGUUAUGAACCGUCAUCCUAUCUCGUUAAUCGGCAUCAAUUUGUUUGAUCCCCGGUUGACAGACAUGCCACGACCACAAUGUAUUCUGGACAGGUCCAUUGGCUAUCAGCGAAUUCGCCCCUUUUUCGGAGUGAAGCUCCAGACCGCUCAGGAGCGUGGCUGAGGCAAGAGGGUCAACAAGGAGGGGUGUGAAGCGCGGUUGACG